This is a messenger RNA of Penicillium malachiteum, 1017 nucleotides long. Its product is annotated as putative Ras family GTPase (Rab4b). Bases 1 to 1017 code for a protein of 338 amino acids. The record is from RefSeq and is a predicted model, not a curated record. Gene Ontology annotation, cellular component: endosome. Gene Ontology annotation, molecular function: GTPase activity; GTP binding. Gene Ontology annotation, biological process: regulation of endocytosis. Lineage: Eukaryota; Fungi; Ascomycota; Eurotiomycetes; Eurotiales; Aspergillaceae. The transcript has 4 exons.
AUGGGGCGUCCCAGGGGUCUGUCUAGUGUCUCUACGGUCUCCUCAGUUCCUGAUCAGGAUCAGGAACUGGGGAGCAUGUAUGAUUACCUUGCUAAGGUAAUCCUACUGGGACCCAGUGGCGCGGGGAAAUCCUGCGUCCUACACCGAUUCGUUAAGAAUGAAUGGCGAGUCUUGUCAUCACAAACCAUCGGAGUAGAAUUCUCAUCGCGCAUCGUCAAGCUGGGCACCGGUUCAAGCAGGAAACGCAUAAAGCUACAGCUGUGGGAUACAGCAGGGACAGAACGUUUUCGAUCAGUCUCUCGGUCAUACUAUCGCGGCGCAGCCGGCGCUAUUCUGAUCUAUGAUGUAGCCUCCUAUGCCUCCUUCGCUGCCCUACCAACCUUCCUCAUGGAUGCGCGCGCGCUAGCCUCCCCGAACCUGACAGUCCUGCUAGCUGGGAACAAAGCCGACUUGACCGAUGCCGCGACCUCCGACAUACAUGACGACGCCUCGCGACCUCCACCUACACCGUCCAGUACCUCCAGCAAACAGUCCUACCCGUUCGAUGCGAAUAGCUCGAUGCGCUCUACCAAUUACUUUGGCCCAGGGACUCGUUUGACUGCGACAUUCGGCGAAGGUCGGGAGGUCAGCCGGGAGGACACGGUUCGCUGGGCCGCGCAAUCCAAUAUCCCCGUGGCAGUCGAGGUCUCUGCGCUGACUGGCGACGGUGUGGAGGAGGUCUUUCAGCGGCUUGCUCGGAUCAUUUUGACCAAGAUUGAAUUGGGCGAAAUCGACCCUGACGAUCCUCAGAGUGGGAUUCAAUAUGGAGAUGGUGGCAUGUAUGGCCAUGGCAACAGCGAAGCCUCGAGUAUUCGAAGCAAAGCUACGUUGGAUGACAAUGCCUUACCACUUCACAUGAACUCUCGUCGGCGUACCAAUAGGCCUGGCUCUGCUGGCUGGAAGAACGGCAUGAGAGAAUGGGAAGACGUGUUUCGGUUGAACGGUUCUCAGCCACGGCGAAACCAGGGAUGCUGUUAA